CUUGAUUCCCUGCUGUACCCUCUGCGUACCGACUCACCGGUUCACCUGACCUUGGCGACCUCGUACCUUGGAUCUCAAAGCAUCAUGUCCACCGCAGCACGCCGCCGCUUGAUGCGUGACUUCAAGGUACGCCACCAUGACGCGGAGCUAGCUGCGACCUCAGCGAGAGCCUUGACGAAGGUCCCAAGCUAACAGAACUCAGCGCAUGCAAACUGAUCCUCCUGCUGGUGUAUCCGCCUCUCCUAUAGCCGACAAUGUUAUGACUUGGUACGAUUCACUGCAACCCGCCCCGCACGCGACACCUGGACCCCUCGGUCUGCAUUGCCCUUGAGCUCCUGAAUAUCACAACCACGACCCUAUGCUUUCUGGAAACAGGCUUGCUAACUGUCGAGCAGGAACGCGGUCAUCAUAGGUCCCGCCGACACACCGUUCGAAGAUGGCACCUUUCGCCUCGUCAUGCAUUUCGAAGAAGCUUACCCGAACAAGCCCCCUGGCGUGAAGUUCAUCAGUCAGAUGUUCCACCCGAAUGUAUACGGCACAGGCGAGCUAUGCUUGGACAUCCUUCAGAACAGGUGGUCACCGACGUACGACGUGGCAGCUAUCUUGACAAGUAUUCAGAGUCUAUUGAACGACCCUAACACAUCUUCGCCGGCAAACGUAGAAGCGUCCAAUCUGUACAAAGAGAACCGGAAAGAGUACACAAAGCGCGUGCGGGAGACAGUCGAGAAGAGCUGGGAUGACUGAUCUUGCGUGGACGGACAAUGACAUGUUAACAUGAUACGCAUGGACAGGGAGUUUAUAUGGACCGGCAUCGGUUGGAAUGAGUUUUGGAGUUUGUAGGCGUCGGCAUAAGGUCUAUUACAGCGAGGCGUUUUGGGCUACUGCAACUCUACCUUGUGGCAGACUCAUAAUCGAAUUGGAUCCUCUUCUAUUGGUGCAUUACCCAGCAUAUUGGGCAGACUUGCACGAGCAUAUAUUUAGCAACAUCGGCCACGUAGUAAGGGGCGUUGGAGCUGGUCCCAUGGUAACUAUCAUUCUAGCCACCAGGAAACACCGCAAGAGAACUGUCG
Molecule: messenger RNA, 1070 nt
Organism: Didymella exigua CBS 183.55
Lineage: Eukaryota; Fungi; Ascomycota; Dothideomycetes; Pleosporales; Didymellaceae
Product: UBC-like protein
Exons: 2
Coding region: 457-744 (95 amino acids)
Biological process (GO): protein polyubiquitination; proteasome-mediated ubiquitin-dependent protein catabolic process; DNA repair
Cellular component (GO): HULC complex
Molecular function (GO): ubiquitin conjugating enzyme activity
Source: RefSeq, a predicted model, not a curated record